UCGAGAUGGAAUCGGCAGCUCCUGACGACGAGGUAGCAGGCACCGGUUCUCAUUCGACUCAGAUGGGAUCUAGAACUCCUAGGCUCUUCAUAAAAGAGAUGGUCAUGAGAGAUUUCAAAUCCUACGCCGGCGAACAGCGCGUUGGCCCUUUUCACAAGAGUUUCUCGGCCGUGGUCGGUCCAAAUGGUAGCGGAAAAAGCAACGUAAUUGACGCUAUGCUCUUCGUGUUUGGAAAGCGAGCAAAACAGAUGCGUCUCAACAAAGUAUCAGAGCUCAUUCACAAUUCGACUAACCAUCAGAAUUUGGACAGUGCUGGAGUGUCAGUCCACUUUCAGGAGAUAAUCGAUUUGGAUGAUGGGACAUAUGAAGCUGUCCCUGGAAGCGAUUUUGUUAUAACACGUGUUGCUUUUCGAGACAACUCCUCCAAGUACUAUAUAAACGACCGGGCAAGUAACUUUACUGAAGUCACGAAGAAAUUGAAAGGGAAAGGAGUGGACUUGGACAAUAAUCGGUUUCUGAUCCUUCAGGGUGAGGUGGAACAGAUAUCAUUGAUGAAGCCAAAGGCACAAGGACCCCAUGAUGAAGGAUUUCUCGAGUAUCUUGAAGACAUAAUAGGAACUAACAAAUAUGUAGAGAAAAUUGAUGAAUCAUUGAAGCAGCUGGAAGCCCUUAACGAAAGAAGGUCUGGUGUGGUUCAAAUGGUGAAGUUAGCUGAAAAAGAAAGAGAUAGCUUGGAGGGGGUGAAAAAUGAAGCAGAAGCUUACAUGCUUAAGGAACUAUCCCUGCUCAAAUGGCAAGAGAAAGCUACUAAUCUAGCCUGUGCAGAUAACACUAAAAAGAUUGAGGAACUGCAGACAAAUGUUACCAGCCUGGAAGACAAUCUUAAAACUGAACGGGAGAAAAUUCAAGGAAACCACACAAUGCUGAAGGAACUUGAAGCUUUGCACUUGAAAUAUAUGAAAAAGCAGGAGGAACUUGAUAGUGGACUCAGGAAUUGCAAAGACGAGUUCAAGGAAUUUGAAAGGCAAGAUGUGAAGUAUCGCGAAGAUUUGAAACAUUUGAAGGAAAAGAUUAAGAAAGUAGUUGAUAAACUUGCAAAGGAUACCAGAAAAGUUGAUGACACCAGGAAGGACUGCGAAGAGUCAACAAAUCUGAUUCCACAGUUAGAGGCAGACAUUCCAAAACUGCAGCAAACUUUGAUGGAAGAGGAGAAACUUUUGGAUGAGAUUACGGAAAACUCUAAAGUUGAAACUGAGGUUUUCCACAAGGAGCUUGCUGAAGUUCGUUCUGAACUACAACCGUGGGAAAAUGAACUGAUUGAGCACAAAGGAAAACUUGAAGUUGCAUGUACUGAAAGUAAACUUCUGAGUGAAAAGCAUGAUGCUGGUCGUGCUGCUUAUGAGGAUGCUCAAGAACAGAUUAGGGAAAUACAUAGGAGAAUUGAUGCAAAGGUCUCAAGUAUUACAAGCAUCCAGAGUGAGUUACAGAAGAACAAGCUAGAGGCAUUAGAAGCUCGAGGGGUUGAAAAAAACUGCCUUGAAGAACAAGAAAAUUUAGUUCUUCUCGAACAGGCUGCUAGACAAAAGGUUGCAGAGCUCAUGUCCGUAAUGAAUUCUGAAAAGAGUCAAGGAUCUGUCUUAAAAGCGGUAUUGCGGGCUAAGGAAUCAAAUGCAAUACCAGGAAUAUAUGGUCGAAUGGGCGAUUUGGGUGCAAUUGAUGCAAAAUAUGAUGUUGCAAUAUCAACAGCAUGUCCUGGACUUGAUUAUAUUGUGGUUGAAACAACUGCAGCAGCGCAAGCUUGUGUCGAGCUCCUUCGGCGCCAAAACCUUGGUGUUGCAACCUUCAUGAUUUUGGAGAAACAAGCCAACUUUUUGCCAAGAUUGAAGGAGAAAGUUAGCACACCUGAAGGAGUUCCCCGACUGUUCGAUUUGAUUACGGUUCAGGAUGAAAGAAUGAAACUUGCCUUUUUUGCUGCACUAGGGAAUACUGUUGUUGCGAAAGAUAUUGAUCAGGCAACACGCAUAGCGUAUGGUCGAAACAAAGAGUUCAGGCGUGUUGUAACUCUUGAUGGUGCUCUCUUUGAAAAAUCUGGUACAAUGAGUGGUGGGGGAAGUAAACCCCGUGGAGGCAAGAUGGGUACAGCUAUACGAGCUACUAGUGUCUCUGCAGAAGUUAUUGCAGAUGCUGAAAAGGAGCUCUCUAUGCAUGUAGAAGGUUUAAAUCAUCUACGCCAAACAAUUGCGGUUGCUGCAAAGCAUUACCUGGCUUCAGAGAAAGCAGUUUCACAUUUGGAGAUUGAACUAGCAAAGAGUCAACAGGAGGUUGACAGUUUAAAGUCACAGCUUACUGAUCUGGAAAAGCAACUCGAGUCUCUAAAGUUGGCUUCUUUUCCCAGAAAAGAUGAGGUUGAUAGACUUGGAGAAUUGAAGAAAAUAAUAUCUGCUGAAGAAAAGGAAAUAGAUAGACUUACACAAGGUUCAAAGAAGUUAAAGGAGAAGGCUAUGGAGCUUCAGAAAAAGAUUGAGAAUGCAGGCGGUGAAAGGUUGAAAAUUCAAAAGUCAAAAGUUGAUCGAAUUCAGUCUGACAUAAACAAAAACAGGACAGAGAUCAAUCGCCGCAAAGUUCAAAUCGAAACAGGUGAGAAAACAAUAAAGAAACUGAGCAAGGGGAUUGAAGAAUCAGAGAAGGAGAAAGAACGGCUUAAUGCACAGAAAGAAUCAUUGAAAACAACCUUCAAAGAGAUUGAGCAAAAGGCAUUUAUUGUUCAGGAGAAUUAUAACAAGACACAGAAGCUAAUUGAUCAGCACAAAGAUGUGCUGGACAAAGCCAAAUCUGACUAUGAAAAGCUGAAGAAAACUGUGGAUGAGUUGCGGGCCUCAGAGGUUGAUGCUGAGUACAAGCUUCAAGACAUGAAGAAGAUUUACAAAGAGCUGGAAAUGAAGGGGAAAGGAUACAAGAAAAGGCUAGAUGAUCUGCAUAUUUCUCUCACCAAGCACAUGGAGCAAAUUCAGAAAGAUUUGGUGGACCCAGAAAAGCUCCAUGCAACACUGACAGAUGAAGUUCUUGGAGAGACUGGUGACCUUAAUCGAGCUCUUGAGAUGGUGGCCCUCCUUGAAGCUCAACUGAAAGAGAUGAAUCCAAAUCUUGAUUCGAUUUCCGAGUAUCGGCAUAAAACAUCUUUGUACAACCAAAGAGUUGAAGAUCUUAGUCAAGUUACACAACAGCGUGAUGAGAAAAGGAAGCAAUACGAUGAAUGGAGAAAGAGAAGGUUGGAUGAGUUCAUGGCAGGUUUCAACAUAAUAUCAUUGAAGCUAAAAGAAAUGUAUCAGAUGAUUACUCUUGGAGGUGAUGCAGAACUUGAGUUGGUGGACUCUUUGGAUCCUUUUUCUGAGGGUGUUGUUUUCAGUGUCAGACCACCUAAAAAGAGCUGGAAAAACAUUGCAAACUUGUCUGGAGGUGAAAAGACUCUCAGCUCUUUAGCUCUUGUUUUUGCACUUCACCAUUAUAAACCCACUCCAUUAUAUGUGAUGGAUGAGAUUGAUGCAGCUUUGGAUUUUAAGAAUGUUUCAAUUGUGGGGCACUAUGUGAAAGACCGGACCAAGGAUGCACAAUUCGUAAUUAUCAGCCUCAGAAACAACAUGUUUGAGCUGGCUGAUCGACUUGUUGGGAUCUACAAAACUGACAAUUGCACCAAAAGUAUCACUAUCAACCCGGGAAGUUUUGUGGUGUGCGGAAAGGCUGCUUGAGGCUUUUGCUUUGCAUGUUGAAUUUAUCAAUGUUGUUAACUCUCAUGUCUCACUUGCCUUCUCUUGGCCAAGGUCGGACUGCAUUGUGAGCUUGUAAGUUUGAAUUAUGUAUUUAUUGGCCAACAUGUUUUAAAUUAUUGGUUUUGCCUUUCUUUAAAGCUUGUUAAAAUCAUCGGAAAAAGAGAAAUGAAAUGGAAAAAGUUGAAGCAUGAUAGCUG
Molecule: messenger RNA, 3964 nt
Organism: Coffea eugenioides
Lineage: Eukaryota; Viridiplantae; Streptophyta; Magnoliopsida; Gentianales; Rubiaceae
Product: structural maintenance of chromosomes protein 4
Exons: 28
Coding region: 6-3746 (1246 amino acids)
Biological process (GO): mitotic chromosome condensation
Cellular component (GO): chromosome
Molecular function (GO): ATP hydrolysis activity; ATP binding; protein binding
Source: RefSeq, a predicted model, not a curated record